This is a messenger RNA of Musca vetustissima, 1839 nucleotides long. It is a transcript of the gene rumpel, whose product is annotated as sodium-coupled monocarboxylate transporter 1. Gene Ontology annotation, biological process: transmembrane transport; sodium ion transport. The record is from RefSeq and is a predicted model, not a curated record. Gene Ontology annotation, cellular component: membrane. Gene Ontology annotation, molecular function: symporter activity. Bases 22 to 1839 code for a protein of 605 amino acids. The transcript has 9 exons. Lineage: Eukaryota; Metazoa; Arthropoda; Insecta; Diptera; Muscidae.
AAAAAUUAUUUACCCUACAAAAUGAAUGUCGACGAGGUGCGAGAAAGUCUCCAAAGUUUCGGCUGGGUCGAUUAUAUGGUUUUUGUUUUAAUGUUGGCCAGCUGUGCCGCCAUUGGUGUCUAUUUUGCAUUGCAAAUGCGCCGCAAAGCGAAACUCAAUCAGGAUUUAACCAAUAAGGAUGCGGAAGAUGAUUAUUUGGUGGGCGGCAGGAAAAUGAAAAUUUUCCCCAUUGCCAUGUCGCUGAUAUCGAGUUUCAUAUCGGGUAUAACCUUACUAGGUACCCCAACAGAAAUCUAUCUAUAUGGCACCCAAUAUUUAUAUAUUAUUGUGGCCAUGAUCUCCAUGGGUUUCCUAAUGCACUAUUUCUAUUUGCCGGUGUAUCAUGAGCUGAAACUAAUUUCCACAUAUCAGUAUCUAGAAUCCCGCUUCGACAAAAAGGUGCGGUUAUUUGGCUCGAUAUUGUUUAUAUGUGGCACAAUGCUGUGGCUACCAAUUGUGAUCUAUGUACCAGCCUUGGCAUUUAAUCAGGCCACCGGGGCCAAUAUUCAUCUCGUCACACCAAUGGUGUGUCUGGUGUGUAUUUUCUAUACAUGUGUGGGUGGCUUAAAAGCCGUUGUGUGGACAGAUGUCGUGCAAACGUUACUGAUGUGCGGUGCCAUGGUACUGAUUAUGAUCAAGGGCACCAUGGAUAUUGGUGGACCCAGUGUGGUAUUUAAAAAGGCCAUGGAUAGUGGGCGGAUUGAGGCACCAAAUUUCACCUUUGACAUAUUUGAACGUUAUACCAUAUGGUCUCUGGUUAUUGGUGGGGUGCCACAUUGGCUGAAAUCGAAUGCCAUUAAUCAAAAUAUGAUCCAACGUUAUCUCUCGCUACCCACUUUGGCAAGUGCCCGUAAGGCCAUUUGGUAUUUUAUUACGGGUGUUCUGAUCUUCUUGGUAAUAUGUGGUUAUAGUGGUCUGCUGAUCUAUGCCACCUAUUCGGAAUGUGAUCCAUUGGAAACGAAGCUUGCCAAACGUAAGGAUCAACUUCUGUCCCUUUUGGUUAUGGAAACCCUAAAGGACUACCCCGGCCUGCCUGGUCUCUUUGUGGCCGGUGUCUUCAGUGCUGCCCUCUCGUCCCUGUCGACAGGUCUCAACUCCAUGUCAGCUGUCAUUUUAGAAGAUUUCUUUAAAAUGUUUGUCAAGAAACCGUUGACCAAACGUCAAACCGCCUUCAUUAUGCGUUUUGUGGUUGUCGUGUUCGGAGCCCUCUGUGUGGGUUUGGUCUUUGUUGUCGAACAAUUGGGAACGGUGCUGCAGCUAAGUAUUACCCUGUCUUCGGUGGCCAAUGGACCUCUGCUGGGAAUUUUCACGGCGGGUCUUAUGAUACCCUGGGUGGGCGGAACGGGUGCCCUGGUGGGAGGCUUUGUCAGUUUGGCCUUCAUGGUGUGGAUGUGUGUUUCGGCCCAACUGGACUUGGCCAGUGGAGCGGUGAAAUAUAUUCGCAAACCCUUUACAACUGUGGGUUGUAAUUACACGUUUGUGGACCUGAUACCAAUGAGCCAGGUGGCGGAAAAUAUUACCGAGGUGCUGGAGGAAGUGAGCCCACCCUCCCUGAAAGUCUAUCACAUUUCCUAUCUCUUCUACACGAUGGUAGGUGCCGUGAUAACCAUUGUCGUAGCCUUGGCCGUCACCUUUGCCUUGGGUACCCAUAAAAUUGAUAGUGUGGACUCGACACUACUCUCACCCUUUGCCAGACGUUGGAUUGAAAGGCAACGCGAAAAGAAACCCCCCGUACCCACAACGACAGAUCCGAAACUGAUAAAUGGUAAUUUUAAAGUGAUCGGGGAAACGAAAACCUGA